Messenger RNA from Sesamum indicum (sesame), 974 nucleotides. RefSeq names its product putative GEM-like protein 8. The record is from RefSeq and is a predicted model, not a curated record. Lineage: Eukaryota; Viridiplantae; Streptophyta; Magnoliopsida; Lamiales; Pedaliaceae.
GAAAAGAGAAAGAUGUGGGGGUAGGGAGAUGCAGCAAGACACGCCAUGAAAUGCCCAUCUCCAUUCAAUUCCAUUUCAAUCAACACUAACUAACCAGCAGUCAGCUCCCAAGAAAAGAGAACAGAGCAGAGAGAUUGAUGGAGAAGCAGAAGCUGAAGGAAUAUGAAUCAUAUGAUGAUGGGUUUGGAGAUCAUUUCUCCACAACCCCUUCAAUCGAAACCACUGCAGGAGAUGGGGAGGCUGCAACCUCCACCAAUCACAAGAAGUUUGACAGAAAGAAUUCCAGUUUCGCAUACAGAAUCCAGGAACACGUGAGGUUGGGGCCAAAAUUUUCUGAGACAGUGAAGGGGAAGCUGAGCAUUGGGGCCAAAAUAAUAAAGAAGGGAGGCAGAGGAAAGAUGUUGAGGGAGAUGUUUGGUGUGAGUGAUGGAGAGAAAUUGCUCAAGGCAUCUCAGUGCUACUUAUCAACAACUGCAGGUCCAGUGCCUGGAAUUCUAUUCAUUUCCACACAAAAGCUUGCAUUCUGCAGCGAAAGACCCAUCACUCUCCGCUCCUCGUCUGGGGAACCCCUCAUCAAAACUCCUUACAAGGUAUCGAUCCCUGUAAAGAAAAUAGAGUGUGCAUAUGAGAGUGAGAAUGUGAAGAAUCCAGGACACAAAUACAUAGAGAUUGUGACUAAAGACAAAUUCGAAUUCUGGUUCAUGGGGUUUGUGAGAUAUGAAAAAGCUUGGACCAACCUUCAAACUGCCAUUUCCCUAUCCAGAUAAGAAAGAAAAUGUGUAAAACAAGUAUUGAAGCGAGGUGUGCGUGUGUUUGUGUACAAAGCAAUAACGAUGAUGAUGAUGAUGAAUCCAAAUCAAAUAUUAGCACUUGGAUGGUGGUGAUCCACCACCACCACAGUUUUGUGCAAACAAUAAUGAGUUUGAUUGAGAUUUAUUUAUAAUAAGAGAUGUUUGAGAUUUAAUUUGCAAAAA